Chenopodium quinoa (quinoa) is the source of this 1742-nucleotide messenger RNA. RefSeq names its product vacuolar-processing enzyme-like. The record is from RefSeq and is a predicted model, not a curated record. The transcript has 9 exons. Bases 59 to 1543 code for a protein of 494 amino acids. Gene Ontology annotation, biological process: vacuolar protein processing. Gene Ontology annotation, molecular function: cysteine-type endopeptidase activity. NCBI's taxonomy places the organism in Eukaryota, Viridiplantae, Streptophyta, Magnoliopsida, Caryophyllales, Amaranthaceae.
CAUUUUCGUUACCACUUGCUUUUCUCUCUUAUCUCGUUUUUUAAGAUUCUCCGAAAAUAUGAUGCUCCGCUACACCGGUGGUGUGCUGUUUGUGGUACUCCUGCUUUCGAGCUCGGUCGUUCACAGCCGUUUGAUUUUGGAUGAUCUUAUUCGGCUGCCGUUCGAUCAUUCUUCGGUAGUUGAUCGUGUUUUUGGUCGUGGAAAUGAUAUUGAUGAUCAUUCUGUUGGGACUAGAUGGGCUGUUCUCAUUGCUGGGUCUAAUGGGUACUGGAAUUACAGGCAUCAGUCCGAUGUGUGUCAUGCUUACCAAGUGCUGAAGAAAGGAGGUUUAAAGGAUGAAAAUAUCAUUGUGUUCAUGUACGACGACAUUGCUUAUGACAUAGAGAACCCAAGACCAGGGGUUGUCAUUAAUAGCCCGUAUGGACAUGAUGUUUAUGCAGGAGUUCCAAAGGAUUAUACCGGGGAAGACGUGACUGUAAACAACUUUUUAGCAGCUGUACUUGGUAACAAAACAGCCAUUACUGGUGGUAGUGGAAAGGUGGUUGAUAGUGGACCUAACGAUCACAUCUUCAUCUUUUACACGGACCAUGGUGGUCCUGGGGUGCUCGGUAUGCCUACGUAUCCAAACCUCUAUGCCGAUGAGCUCAUAGACACCCUAAAGAAAAAACAUGCCUGCGGAACCUAUAAAAGCUUGGUUUUUUAUGUAGAAGCCUGUGAAUCUGGGAGCAUCUUUGAGGGUCUUCUUCCUGAAGGACUUGAUAUAUAUGCUACCACUGCCUCAAAUUCUGUAGAGAGUAGCUGGGGAACUUACUGUCCCGAUCAAGAUCCUACUGUUCCUCUGGAAUAUGACACAUGUCUCGGUGAUUUGUACAGUGUGUCUUGGAUUGAAGACAGUGAACGACACAACUUGUUGACAGAAUCUUUGAAGCAGCAGUACGAACUGGUUAAGACGAGGACAGCAACAAGCCCUUUUUACGGUUCACAUGUCAUGCAGUUUGGUGAUACAGAGCUAAAGCAGGACUUGCUUUACUUGUAUAUGGGUACAAAUCCUGCUAAUGAAAAUUUUACAUAUGUGGAUGAUAACUCGUUGCAUCCUUCGUCUUCUAAGUCUGUCAAUCAGCGCGAUGCUGAUCUCAUCCAUUUCUGGAACAAGUUCCGCAAUGCUCCUGAAGGAUCUCCGAGAAAGUUUCAAGCACAAAAGCAAUUUACGGAAGUUAUGUCACACAGAGUUCAUCUUGAUGACAGCAUCAAACUCGUUGGCAAGCUUUUAUUUGGAAUUGAAAAGGGUUUAUAUGUACUGCAGACUGUCCGACCUACAGGACAACCCCUUGUCGAUGACUGGAACUGCCUUAAGACAAUGGUAAGGACCUUUGAGAAGCAUUGUGGAUCACUAUCUCAAUACGGAAUGAAGCACAUGCGUUCCAUUGCAAACAUCUGCAAUGCCGGGAUCACAGCUGAUCAGAUGGCUGAGGCUUCAGCACAGGCUUGUCCAAACUUUCCUUCCGGUCCUUGGAGCUCUGUGCACAGGGGAUUUAGUGCCUGAUAUGAUGCUGUGUAGUACUUGGUAAAUAAUUUUGUGAAAUUGGUGCUCAAUUCUAUGUUACGCGGUUUAUGCUUUCUUCUAAGGCCCUGGAGCUAGUCCUUGUAAAUAUGGCUCCCUUUAAGUAAGAUGCAUAUUGAAUAGCCCAUGUAACAAAUUUUAUGAUGCAUAUAUUCAAUUAAUGCAAGAGUAUUGUAGUAAA